UACCGGCACUCGAGCAUCCACGCGUCCUUCGCCAUGGUCUUCGGUGAUCUGAGUUCGAACGUCGGCUUGUCCAACCUAGACGCCUACCUGCUCACCAGGAGUUACAUUGAGGGAUACCAGCCAUCACAAGCAGAUGUCGUCAUUUACGAAGCCGUAAACAAAAAGCCCUCUGCGAAGUACGAAAACGCCGUCCGGUGGUAUACGCACAUUGAAUCGUUCGGCGAUGAACGACAAUCUUUUCCGGGACAAAGGAAAUCUGUUGACCAGUAUGGUAGUGCAACUUCUGAAGUUUCAACAAAAGCUACCAAAGUUGAGGAGUACGACGAUGAUGACCUUUUCGGUUCAGAUAGUGAUGAUGAACAGACAGAGCGACUUCGCCAGGAACGUCAAGCAGCACUCGAUGCUCAAAAGUCCGCGAAGGCUGCACCGGUAGCGAGAUCCACUAUUGUGUUGGAUGUGAAGCCAUGGGAUGACGAAACUGAUAUGGCUGAGUUGGAGCGGUGUGUACGAACUAUCACUACUGAUGGACUUUUAUGGGGUAGUUCAAAGCUCGUUCCGCUUGCCUACGGGAUUAGAAAGCUGCAAAUUGGGUGUGUCGUGGAAGAUGACAAGGCACGUGUAACACGGGACGCUGAUGAAUAUCUUAUCAACCCACUCGGUCUACUGUAUCACGAAGUGACGGCCUCUUCUCUAGCAAAAGUUAACUUGAAAGGCGCUAUUCUAGACCCGGGUACAGUUGCCCUUGGAAUCGAUAGACAAGGUUGGAUGUUGCACGCUGCGGUGCACGAGGCCCGGCCAGAUGUACGAUGCAUCAUUCAUUUGAACACACCCGCUACUAUUGCUGUUUCGUGUACAAAUAGCGGGCUGUUACCGAUCAGUCAGGAGGCCAUGAUACUCGGAGAGACUGCCGUAUAUGACCCUAGUGGCUUGGCCUUAACAAACGGGCAAGGGGACUCGAGUGAAGAUCCUACUGCGCGCCGGGAAAGACGCUGUUCUGAAGAGCGUCAAGCCAUCGCUGCGAUCCUUAAGGCACAGUCUCAAGACUGCAUGCUUUUAAUGAUUAAGAAUCACGGGCUUUUGGCCAUGGGACAGACAAUCGAGGAAGCUUGGUUCGUGGCGUUUACUGCGAUUGUGGCUUGCGAAGCACAGCUCCGACUCGCUUCUAUCAGUCCGGACGAGCUCAUACUCCCAGUGAAAGAAGCCCAACAAGCGGCACAUUAUGUGGGUCGCGCCCCAUCUGCCGUUCAGCUCCGUCCUGGAGAGAACGUCGGUAGUUCUGGUUGGCGUCGUGGAGAGCUUGAGUUUGAGGCGAUGAUGAGACGUUUAGAUGCGGCAGGCUAUCACACAGGGCACGUGUAUCGUCUUGCACAGAUUCAUUCAACUACGGGUGCAGUCGGCACACUUCCACGUCCCUUAGAAGACAUUCCUGAUGACGUGGCUGUGACGGAACCUAUGACACCUCGAGCUGCUGCUGCGUACGUUCGAAAGACCGCCAGUUUGGGGAGAGGCUUGCGUGGUCUGAAAGACGUCGAGAUACCUCCGGCCGCGUCAUCCUUCGCUACUGCGUACUAUGGGGACGAUGAGUCCCGUGCUGCGGCUGCGGCAGAAGCAAGGGCUAAAACACUGUCCCUCUCACGUACUCAUUGGCUGAACACUCCGAACUCAUACUGUCGCAAAGAUAUUGCCGAGAUUGGUACACCGACUCCAAAAAUGAUAGCCCACUGGACCGAGGAUAUUGACCAGGCGAAACGUCGCACUGGCGGUAUGGCGGUCCCUAUCGACGAUCCAAACCAGUUCGCGCCACAAGGUGCUGAUCCUUAUGAACUGAAAAGACGUCAAAGAAAAGUGAAAGAAAAGUACUACAAAGAUGUAACAACUGCCGGACCACGAUCGCGUAUUUUGGAGGGCCUUAAUUUAGAUGACGAAGGUGAUCUCACAGAUGGAGGGACAUCUCCAGUUGUUAGUCCCAGAGGAACGCUGCUACGCAUCGACCCCAACAAUCCACCAACCGUCGAACCUGGUCAUGUGGUUAUAGUUGGUGCCGUGAGCAAAGGCAUCAUAAGUCGGGACCAUCGGCACAAUGCUGGCAUUUACCAAUCGGUCUAUGCACCAAAUCCUUUCGAUCGCGUGACUGAUGAGGAUCUAGAACGCUAUCGAGAGAACAUGGAUCGCAAAGCCAAAGGUUUACCAUCUUUAGAGGAAGAGGAGGCUGCAUCUCGAGUGGAGGAGGCCCGGAAGGCGGCUGAAGUCGCCCGGCAGGUUAUGGAGGCCGCGGCUGGUCAACCUCAGCAACGAUCAAGGUUCUGUUUUCGUCGUAGCUUCAAGGAAGUGGCGAUGAAAAAGGAUAUGUUAGAAGACCAGACGGUGGCUGAUUGUAGCAAUACUCUGGCAGACCUGUCAUCCAGUAUUUUGUGCUCUACAGUUACUUCUGCUUGUCUGUGCGAAGCAGAAAAGCGCCUGCUCACACGUCAGUCGACCAUCAGUUCCAAGUUUGGUACGGAUUCGGAAUGUGCACGCGUCACUUUCCGAAGCACUAGCGUUGAUACGCUGGCGAGCAGUCUGACCAAUGGAUCCCCGUCGUUCGCUCAUACCAACAAAUCAUCUGAUUCUGACCCGCCACCCUGUCCUCGAGUACUCGUCAGACGCCACAGUGCGUUUCGGUGCUGGUACUGGUCACCAAACAUGACACUGCGUUCAGACCCGGUGUCACGGAUCACUCCGCUCGACAAAUCUGUCAGCGAAACGGGGCAGACUCUGAAGCUGGGCUCUCGUUUUCUCAAACGACACAAAACAUUCAUUGGUCUAACAACGCCCGAACCAGAUGAAAAGCCACAGUUUAGGGAUCAACUUCCCGCGUCCAUGUUUCCAGUUCGUAGAUUUUCCGAUCGUGUCGGCCGAUCAGUUGCCUGGCGUCCUGGGGCCAUCAUCCGAUUUCACCACAGCGGGAACUCUGAAGUUUCUCCCUGUCACUCUGGCGACAACACAAAUGUGUCAUCCAAAAGUCCCGAGCGUGAUACUGGAAGAUACACCAGUGGUGCGGAGGCCAGUCAUGAUGACACAGAAAAAGAGAUGCGGCCCGAUGAACAUGGUGGCGAGAAGAAAAAGAAACGACGUUUCAAGAUGCCAUCAUUCUCCCGCAAGUCGAAGCCGAAACCGAAGAAGUGACCGGUCAAAUUCAAUCCAACGGCUGAUUCGAUUAUUUACUCACUUUUCGCUUGGUGAUUUCGUUCUGCUUUUAUACCCUCAUCCAACCGCGUCAAAUAGCACACGGACGCUGGCGAAAGCUUGUCCUCAUUCUUUUCGUUGUUAGGAUUUUCCAUUUUGAUUUUCGCGCAGAUUGUGGUCUACUGUGGUUUUGGUGUGUGCGUCGGCGCAGCUCGGUAUCCAGUUCUCCCUGUGCGGUACAUUUUAUGUUCAUUGGUCUCUGCCUUCCUCUUCGUUAUCAACCACUCCUUUGGUUUUGCUUUUAGCUUGUUCUCGUUAUUCGUCUUGUUCUGUCGCUAAAUUGGCUUACUCCCAUCUGCCUGGUCAUUCUUUACAAACAUGCAACCGGUUAGUAGCAUUGUCAUUGUUUUAUUUCUCGUUUCCAUCUACCCUUCUUUCCCCACAUUUGCCACAAUAAAUCAUGAUUGAUCAUAAAACC
Molecule: messenger RNA, 3643 nt
Organism: Opisthorchis viverrini
Lineage: Eukaryota; Metazoa; Platyhelminthes; Trematoda; Opisthorchiida; Opisthorchiidae
Exons: 12
Coding region: 34-3165 (1043 amino acids)
Biological process (GO): translational elongation
Cellular component (GO): postsynaptic density; cytoskeleton; plasma membrane
Molecular function (GO): actin filament binding; translation elongation factor activity
Source: RefSeq, a predicted model, not a curated record